Syngnathoides biaculeatus (alligator pipefish) is the source of this 2792-nucleotide messenger RNA. RefSeq names its product myotubularin related protein 9 (gene mtmr9). The transcript is spliced from 11 exons. The record is from RefSeq and is a predicted model, not a curated record. Gene Ontology annotation, biological process: negative regulation of autophagy. NCBI's taxonomy places the organism in Eukaryota, Metazoa, Chordata, Actinopteri, Syngnathiformes, Syngnathidae. Bases 148 to 1797 code for a protein of 549 amino acids.
UUUAUAACUUUUUUUUUUUUUUUUUUUUGGGGGUGGGAUUGAGUUGAAGUUUUGUUCCGCGUCUCAUUUGUUUCCAGUCGGUGUGUCGUUUUUGACGGCUGCGCUGGACUCGUCUAUACAAAUAAGUCGAAAGGGCCAGCGUUCAUCAUGGAGUUCGCCGAGCUGAUCAAGACGCCCCGGGUGGACGGGGUGGUCCUCCGGCGGCCUUUUCUGCCCACCGUGGAGGGCACCUUGUGCCUGACGGGCCACCACCUCAUCCUGUCGUCCAGACAGGACAACGCGGAGGAGUUGUGGCUGCUUCAUUCCAACAUUGACUCCAUCGAGAAAAGGUUUGUGGGCUCUCUCGGGCAGAUCAUUGUCAAAUGUAAAGACCUGCGAGUGAUCCAGCUGGAUAUUCCUGGGAUGGAGGAGUGCAUCAACAUUGCCAGUUCUAUUGAGGCUCUCUCGACGCUUGACUCCGUCUCCUUGAUGUACCCUUUCUUCUACCGGCCCAUGUUUGAGGUGGUCGACGACGGGUGGAAUUCUUUCCGUCCUCGAGAUGUUUUUAAAGAUCUCGAGUCAAUGACGGACGAGUGGCGGCUGAGCGAAGUCAACAAGGACUCGGACGUGUGUCCGUCUUACCCUCCCCUGGUGGCGGUGCCCAAGGGCGUCGACGACGACGCGCUGAGGGCAGCCGCGGCGUUCCGUCACGGCGGCCGCUUCCCUGUUCUCAGCUACUACCACAAGAAGAACGGCAUGGUGAUGAUGAGAGCUGCUCAGCCUCUCACGGGCACCAACGGGCGGCGCUGCAAGGAAGACGAGAAGCUCAUCAACGCCACCCUGAGGCCCGGCAAGCGCGGCUACGUCAUCGACACGCGCGCCAUCAACGUGGCUCAGCAGGCCAAAGCCAAAGGGGGCGGCUUCGAGUCCGAGGCCAACUACCCGCAGUGGAGGAGGAUCCACAAAGCCGUGGAAAGGUCCGGCGUGCUGCAGGAGAGUCUCAUCAAGCUGGUGGAGGCGUGCAACGAGCAGUCGCACAGCAUGGACCGCUGGCUCAGCAAGUUGGAGGCGUCCAGUUGGCUGGCUCACGUCAAGGAGGUCCUGACCGCCGCUUGCCUGGCGGCGCAGUGCAUCGACAGGGAGGCGGCGUCCGUCCUGGUCCACGGCACGGAAGGCGUCGACUCCACGCUCCAAAUCACCUCCUUGGCUCAGAUCAUCCUGGAUCCUGGCUGCAGGACGGUCCGAGGCUUCCAGGGCCUGGUGGAGCGGGAGUGGGUCCAGGCGGGUCACCCGUUCCGGCAGCGUUGCGCCCAGUCGGCCUACUCCGGCGGCAAACCUCGCCACGAGGCUCCCGUCUUCCUGCUCUUCCUGGACUGCGUGUGGCAGAUCCUGCGGCAGUUUCCGUGUUCCUUCCAGUUCGGCGAGGCCUUCCUGGUGCUCCUCUUCGAGCACGCCUACUCUUCCCAGUUUGGCACUUUUCUGGGCAACAGCGCGGCCGAGAGGGCCAAACUGUCGGUCCCCGAGAAGACGGUCUCCCUGUGGUCGUGGCUGAACCGGCCCCAGGAGCUGGAGCGACUGACCAAUCCGCUCUACGAGGCCAACGGUUUGGUCAUCUGGCCCUCGGUGGCCCCUCAGAGCCUGCUGCUGUGGGAGGGCGUUUUCCUGCGCUGGAACCGCUCGUCCGAGCGGCUGGACGAGGCCCACGAGGAAAUGGUCCACAUCGUGGCGUACAACAAGGCGCUCCAGAACCGAGUCAACCUCCUGCGCCGGCAGCUGGCCCAGCUGGAGACGGAAGAGCCGCUCCCCCAAACGCCGUAGACGGCAGGUACAAAGGAAGACCCGCCGGCCGGCGGGAUUUCCUUUUGUGUCUCGCGUCACAUUUUCAUUUCUUGGCUGCUGGAAAAAGACUAUAAACGUUCCUCGCGUGAGCUUUCAACACAACCGGACGGCCGAAUUAUCGAGCGGUCAAACCGCGCCUGUCCUCUUUUCCCUCAUUUUUCGCAAAUCUUGAAAGUCUGUCAAUAAUCCGUCGAGGAUCAAAAAGCCUGCGUAGGAUUUGUACAUUAUUUUGGCCAGCGCGAGUCUCCAAAACGGACAGCGAGGGCACCGAAUUCCAAAAUCUGAAAAUAUUUCUCUUGCGACUACUCGAACGGAGUAAAACCAACCGUGAGGGUCGCGUGGAUAGCGUGCAAGCUAACGCACGUAUGCGAUGCAGCGAGGAACAAUUGCGAGUUGACAAAAGGAAGCGGAAGAAUGCGGGCGAGGCCGCUCACGCUGUCCUAUUGAAAGUCAAAUGAUGACGCCCAAAUAAAAGAACGAGCAAAUCAUGACAAAACCGCCACUUGAAACACUCUUCGCCUCUUUGGUGCCGCAAAGCAUGCUGGGAGUGGCGAUGAUUUGUUCACUCGUAAUGACCAAUUGACUUUUUCUUUGGCUGCAUGUUGAGCUGUCCCAAUAUCUUAAAAAUAGUCAUAAUAUGAAGCACGACAAGCGUAGGGAGGGCGCGUUUGCGCGUCAAGUGAAAUGCGCAACUUGGCUGUCCGGGUCCCACAAAAGAAGUGGAUCAGAACCUUCUGCCUCGACAAAUGUUAGUCAUGCUCGCUUAAUGUGUUCAUUGGUCUGUUUUUGCCUUGAAUGUCUUGUGGGUGUGUCCGGUGAUGAUUUGGCCUUUUGACGGCUUUACGUCGUCGCUGCCUUGAGCGACAAACAAAUGGAAAAAAUGUAUGGAAAUAGCAUUCAUUUUUCUUGAGGAAAAUGACAUAUCGCAAUCUUGCUCUUUCUAAAAAUCAUUCAAUACAAUAUAAAAAUUUCAA